GGUUGGGAGGAAGAUUCCAGACGGUUCUGGAAGCUCAAGUCAGGAUUUCUCGAACGGUCGGUGAGGGUACUAAAGCAGCCAAGCCGCCCUGUCCGCACCAGACAGCUCUCUAACCGGAUAGUCUGCGAGCGAGCCGACGGCCACACGUUUCUUAACGGAGGUUUCGAUUCACUGAGGACCAAGAUGCCUGAAUCGCACGACCAACCAAUGGAGGAGGAGGCUGAGACUUUUGCAUUCCAGGCUGAGAUUGCUCAGCUGAUGUCCCUGAUCAUCAACACUUUCUAUUCCAACAAAGAGAUCUUCCUCCGGGAGCUUAUCUCCAACUCCUCAGAUGCCCUGGACAAAAUCCGCUAUGAAAGUCUCACCGACCCUUCCAAGCUAGACUCUGGCAAAGACCUAAAAAUCGAGCUCAUUCCCAACAAAGAGGAACGCACCCUGACCCUGAUUGACACAGGUAUCGGCAUGACCAAGGCUGACCUGAUCAAUAACCUGGGCACAAUCGCCAAGUCCGGCACCAAGGCUUUCAUGGAGGCUCUGCAGGCUGGAGCCGACAUCUCCAUGAUCGGUCAGUUUGGUGUUGGUUUCUACUCUGCCUACCUCGUGGCCGAGAAGGUGACGGUGAUUACUAAGCACAAUGACGAUGAGCAGUACGCCUGGGAAUCAUCUGCUGGAGGCUCCUUCACAGUUAAAGUGGACACCUCUGAGCCCAUGGGGCGUGGCACCAAGGUGAUCCUGCACUUGAAAGAAGACCAGACGGAAUACCUCGAGGAACGACGAAUCAAAGAGAUUGUGAAAAAGCACUCUCAGUUCAUCGGCUAUCCAAUCACACUCUUUGUGGAGAAAGAGCGUGACAAGGAGGUGAGUGACGACGAGGCAGAGGAGGAGGACAAGGAGAAAGACAAGGAUGAAGAGGAGGACAAGGAUGAGGACAAGCCCGAGAUUGAGGAUGUUGGGUCUGACGAGGAGCACGACCAUGACAAGUCUGGUGACAAAAAGAAGAAGAAGAAGAAGAUCAAGGAGAAGUACAUUGACCAGGAAGAGCUGAACAAGACCAAACCCCUGUGGACCCGCAAUCCUGAUGACAUCACUAAUGAGGAGUAUGGAGAGUUCUACAAGAGUCUUACCAAUGACUGGGAGGACCACCUGGCUGUCAAGCACUUUUCAGUAGAGGGUCAGCUGGAGUUCCGCGCCCUGCUCUUUGUGCCUCGUCGCGCACCCUUCGACCUCUUCGAGAACAAGAAAAAGAAGAACAAUAUCAAGCUGUACGUCCGCAGAGUCUUCAUCAUGGACAACUGCGAUGAGCUCAUCCCUGAGUACCUCAAUUUCAUCAAGGGUGUGGUGGACUCUGAGGAUCUGCCCCUGAACAUCUCCAGAGAGAUGCUGCAGCAGAGCAAGAUCCUGAAGGUCAUCCGCAAGAACCUGGUCAAGAAGUGCCUGGAACUCUUCACUGAACUCGCAGAGGACAAGGACAACUACAAGAAGUGCUAUGAGCAGUUCUCCAAGAAUAUCAAGCUUGGCAUCCACGAGGAUUCCCAAAACAGAAAGAAGUUGUCUGAGCUGCUGCGCUACUACACCUCAGCUUCUGGAGAUGAGAUGGUUUCCCUUAAGGACUAUGUCACACGUAUGAAGGACAGCCAGAAACACAUCUACUAUAUCACUGGUGAGACCAAAGACCAGGUGGCUAACUCUGCCUUCGUGGAGCGCCUUCGCAAAGCCGGCCUAGAGGUCAUUUACAUGAUCGAGCCCAUCGAUGAGUACUGCGUCCAGCAACUGAAGGAGUUUGAGGGAAAGAACCUGGUUUCAGUGACCAAAGAAGGCCUGGAGCUGCCUGAAGACGACGAUGAGAAGAAGAAGCAGGAGGAGAAGAAGGCUCAGUUCGAGAACCUGUGCAAGAUCAUGAAGGACAUCUUGGAAAAGAAGGUUGAGAAGGUCACAGUCUCCAACCGCCUGGUCUCGUCCCCCUGCUGCAUCGUCACCAGCACUUACGGCUGGACGGCCAACAUGGAGAGGAUCAUGAAGGCCCAGGCUCUGAGGGACAACUCCACCAUGGGCUACAUGGCUGCUAAAAAACACCUGGAGAUCAACCCUGACCACCCCAUCGUGGAGACACUGAGGCAAAAGGCUGAGGCUGAUAAGAACGACAAGUCUGUGAAGGAUCUGGUCAUCCUGCUCUUCGAGACUGCCCUGCUGUCUUCAGGAUUUACUUUGGAUGACCCUCAGACACACUCCAAUCGCAUCUACAGAAUGAUCAAGCUGGGUCUUGGUAUCGAUGAAGAUGAUGUGACACCAGAGGACGUCACCUCUGCUCCCACUGAGGACAUGCCCCCUCUUGAAGGGGAUGAUGACGACACAUCCAGAAUGGAGGAAGUGGACUAGUCCUCUUCCUAUUGCUGCUGGCUAGCAUUCAGAUGUAAUGUAAUAAAGUUUAAAGUUUACUGUUGAAAAUCAGCCUGGAGUGUCCCCACCCCUCUGAAAACCCUUUUUGACCAAAUUCACUUUAUUUCCCCUUCCAUCAGAUGACAGUUCAGAUUCAUUCCUUGUUAGAACUUUAUUUUUAAACUUGUCACUUUUUGUAUUUUGAGUUUUAUGAAUUAAUGUAUUUGUUUUUGUAUUUUUUUGACAUUCCAAUGUUCUUUGCGUGUACUUUAACUGUAAAUAUGUCAAAAGUUGACCCAUAAAUAAAGAUUUACCAUGUUAACAAGUCAA
Molecule: messenger RNA, 2706 nt
Organism: Acanthopagrus latus (yellowfin seabream)
Lineage: Eukaryota; Metazoa; Chordata; Actinopteri; Spariformes; Sparidae
Gene: hsp90aa1.2
Product: heat shock protein 90, alpha (cytosolic), class A member 1, tandem duplicate 2
Exons: 11
Coding region: 184-2376 (730 amino acids)
Biological process (GO): protein stabilization; cellular response to heat; protein folding
Cellular component (GO): perinuclear region of cytoplasm; neuronal cell body; myelin sheath
Molecular function (GO): ATP-dependent protein folding chaperone; disordered domain specific binding; ATP hydrolysis activity
Source: RefSeq, a predicted model, not a curated record